Messenger RNA from Pteronotus mesoamericanus, 618 nucleotides. RefSeq names its product NKG2-A/NKG2-B type II integral membrane protein-like. Gene Ontology annotation, biological process: stimulatory C-type lectin receptor signaling pathway; positive regulation of natural killer cell mediated cytotoxicity. The transcript has 5 exons. Bases 1 to 618 code for a protein of 205 amino acids. Gene Ontology annotation, molecular function: transmembrane signaling receptor activity. NCBI's taxonomy places the organism in Eukaryota, Metazoa, Chordata, Mammalia, Chiroptera, Mormoopidae. Gene Ontology annotation, cellular component: external side of plasma membrane; plasma membrane. The record is from RefSeq and is a predicted model, not a curated record.
AUGAGUGACCAAAGAGUAACCUACGCAGAACUGAAUCUAGUUAAGGACUCAAAGAGACAGCAAAUGAAACCAAAGGGCACCAAAGGCUCCAUUCUGGGACCCAAACAGGAGAUAACCUAUGCAGAAUUAAAUCUUCAAAAUGUUUCUAGGGAUCUUCAAGGGAAUGACAAGAAUGGCCACUGCAAAGCAACCGUGUCUCCUCCAGAGAAGCUCAUUGCUGGGAUCCUAGGGGUCGUCUGCCUUGUCCUGUUGUCCACUUUGGUAGUGAUAGCUGUUAUUCACUUUAAUAUAACACUGGUGCAGAAUAAUUCUUCUUCAGUCACAGAGAUCCAGAAAGUAAUACAAAAUCUUUCUUCAGCAUAUCAUUGUGGUCAUUGUCCACCAGAGUGGUUAAUGUAUUCCAACAAUUGCUACUACAUCAGUACUGAAAAAAAGACAUGGAAUGAGAGCUGGAUGGCCUGUGCUGCUAAGAACUCUAGCCUGCUCUAUGUAGAUGAUAAAGGAGAAAUGAAUUUUUUGAAUAUUUUCAAAACAUUUCUAUGGAUUGGACUCUCCUGCAGAAAUAAUAAUGAUUCUUGGCCAUGGACCAAUGGCUCAACUUUCUCUCCCAAAAUGUAA